Messenger RNA from Chironomus riparius, 2202 nucleotides. The record is from the annotation of a GenBank genome assembly. Lineage: Eukaryota; Metazoa; Arthropoda; Insecta; Diptera; Chironomidae.
UCAAUAUACAAUAAUUUUUUCAAGCACAAAUUCGUUUUGUGAAUUAAAUCAAGUUUUCUCUAUUAACAAUGGAUGAAAAUAUAAAUCUUGUAAAAGUAUGCCGUGUAUGCUUAGCACCAGAAAGUAAAAAAGAGAAGUUUACGAGAUUAUUUGGCGAAAAUAAGCAAUUAUCAGUUCAAUUUUUUUUCACAACUAAUAUUACAGUAAUGGAAUUCAUGGAUAUAGCACCGGCAUUAAUAUGUGAUCGAUGUAAGGGAAAUCUCGAAAUUGCAUACAGAUUUAAGAAAAUGGCUUUAGUGGCUGACAAGUUCUUCAAUAACUUGUCUCUUGACAAAGAAGCUGAAAUAUUCAGAGAAUAUAAGCUUGAUGAAAGUGAAAAUUUUUACUUGGAAAAUAUUCAAAUUAAGCAUGAACAAACAAUGAGAGAUGAUGAUAUUGAGCCAAUUCAAUUUCUCGAUUCUAAUCUCGAUCAAAGUGAUUGGAAUGUUAAUCAAUAUACCGUUUCGAAUGAUGACAAUUUUGACAGAAAUGAUGAUAUAGAUAGCAGCAGUAGUGAUGAUUUUAAUGACGAUGAUGAUGACUUCUUCAGUCAAAUGCCACCUAAAAAGGAGAAGUCACCAAAAAAAGAAAAGAAAGAUCCAUCACAAAAAAGAUCAUAUAUUCGAGGUGGCAAUAAAGAAGGAAUCUGCGAUAUUUGUGGCAAAAACUUGUGGAGUGAAGAACGUCUGAAGAAUCAUAUUAAAGUUAAGCAUGAAAUUAUUCCACUCACAGAAUAUAUACCAUGUCCCAUAGAAGGUUGUCGUAAAAAGUUUAAAAUACCACUUUAUGUCGAUCGUCAUAUUGAGAAUAUGCAUAGCAAUACACCAAAAAAGCGUGUCCAAGAAUCUUUUCCGUGCUCAUAUUGUGGUGUCUUCUUGGGCAGCAAGAAUGCUCUAAAGCAGCAUGAAAACAGACAUCUCAUUGCCGUAAGAGGAGAAGAAAUGCUCAUUCAUAGCUGCGAUAUGUGUGGCUAUAAGGCAGAUAAAAAAAUAAAAGUGCAAUAUCAUAUCGAGAGAGUUCAUCUCCAAUUAAGGAAAUUUAAAUGUAAAGUAUGUCCAGCAGAUUUCGUUCAUGCAUCUCUAUUAAAUUACCAUGAACUGACAGUCCAUUUGAAUCUGAGGAAAUUUUCAUGUCGCUUCAACUGUGGAAAGAGCUUCACACGAUCUUCAUGUCGAACUAUUCAUGAGAGAAUCCACAAAAACGAAAGACCUUACAGCUGCAAGUUUUGUGAACGAACAUUCAUUCAUCAUAGUGAUCAUCGAAGGCACGAACUCAGACACACUGGAGGCAUACCUGCAAAAGUCUUUGAUCAACAGAUGAAGCAAGGUUUGGCACAAGUCAUUCACAACUUAAACUAAUCGAAUUGUAUUCCUUAAUAAGAUUUAACUUUGAUGAUUGUGUAUGUAUUAGCUUGUAAGUAAAAUAUGAUUAAAGUUUUACGAGGAACCGACACAAAAUAUCUACUUAUGCUUUUCAUACUUGACAUUCAUUAAUAAAAUAUAUAAUUGAAUGUUUAUUGAUGCAAGGAAAUCAAAAAAAAAAGUCCUAGUGACAUUUAUUCACAGCUAUAAUUUUGAAUAUAAGAAAAUAAAAGUUAUGCUUAUUCAAUCACCUUCUGACUACAAAAAAAAAACGAUUAAUAAUUAAUUAAUUAAUUAAUAUUUUGAUCCAAAUCAACCUUAAUAUUUAAAUAUAUCCCUUAAUCCCUUAGUGGUGAUGAUGAUGAUGAUGGAAUGCAGCAGUCGUUGGAACAUUGUUCUUUUUUUCUUCUUCUUCUGCCUUUUCGUCCCUUAACUUUUCUCCUUCUAAAUUCUUCAGCUGUUGAUUCCACAUUUCAGCAUAAAGUCCAUUUUCUUCCAAUAAUUGUUCGUGCUUUCCUCGCUCUACAAUUUGUCCAUCAUUCAUGACUAAAAUCUCAUCAGCAUGGAUAAUUGUUGACAAUCGAUGAGCUAUAAUUAAGGUUGUCUUAUUGCUACAAACUCGAGCUAAAGCAGAUUGAAUGUUUCGUUCUGUGGUUGUAUCUAAUGCUGAUGUUGCUUCAUCUAACAAUACAAUUUGUGGUGCCUUCAAUAUUGUUCUGGAAAUAAAUAUAACAACUUUGAGUGCUAGAAAUAUCCAAAUAUGUAAUAACUAGGCUAUCCAGAGGCGCCCGUGGCGCCUCUU